UUUUUUGUUGGUCAUCAUCAUGUUUGUUGUUUGACGUGAAAUUUAAUUCAUUUUUAUUUCGUUUCUUAUCAGCCCAUCAGUCUAUAAUUAUCCAAAGUCGUGAAUUAUCGAUAAAUUUAUAGACGGUUUCGUUCGAAAUUAGGUGAAUGUAAAUCGAAUUAACUUGAGUUUGGAAAGUAGCCAUUAGGAACUGACACAGUGAAAGUGUAAAAAACAUGGAUUCGUCAAAUCCAUUUUGUAGUUUAUUUGGCAAUGAAACGACUGCCAAUACACAAGCUCAGCAGACAGCGUCAAAGAUAAAUGCAAUGGAACAAAAAAUCAACGGCCUCAUUGAGCACAUUUUCUCCAUCACCAUCAAUCGAACACCACCGAAGAAUAAGCAAUUAGUUUUCAUGGAAGAUUUGGCCGCAGUAAAUGCUGAAACAACAGUCAUGAACAUGGAAAUAUUGGAGCAAGCACUGUUUGAACGUUUAUUGUUGGGCAAUCCACGCGAUUACCUCAUACCAAAUAAUACGCAAAACGAUGAAACAAAUGACAUUGCCGAAGAUAAAGUGAUUUUAUAUCUUUAUCGAUCCUAUGAGCGUCUGUCAAAAUGGUGCCACAAUCAAAAUAAUUCAUCGUUGAAUGCAGAAUGUGAAACAAUCAAACAGUUGAUUUUACGUAAUGCAAGCACAGCACAAAAACAACCAGAACUGUAUGACAAUCAAUCGUUGUCCGAACAAUGGUUGAGCCUUUUCCGAAAUUAUCAGGACGAAUUCGAGUGUAAAUGUGAAUUUUUAUCGAAAAUUGUUGCUGACGUUGCUGGAGAUAAUGAACCCACGUAUAUGGAAUCACUUCGUAACACUUUCGAUGAUGUAUUUUCAAAUUGUUUACGUUUGGCGAAAAGUGCAACUUUGAUCACAUUGGAAAAAUGGGUUCUAUACACACUGAAAGCAUUCGUUAGCGAUAAAACGAAUGCGAUUCUGGCACAAUUGCUGUUGAAUUACACGACACCGAAGGCUCGAGUGGCUGGCGGAAAAAUCGAGGGCAUUCAAUUUUCUGAAACUUUAUUGGGGGCAUUGUUGUCGCUAUCGAUUUUACCCAAAUCUCAUAACGGACCGUAUGAAUACUUUGAAAACAUGGCUGAUGCACAGUCAAGUUCGUUAUCAAGUUCGCUUGGAAACUACUUGACGUUGCAUUUGGAUGAAUUGCAUGCCAUUGUCAAGGGGUUCCUACUGGUCGGUGGUGAAACACGUAAUCAAAUGCUUGAAUGGAUUGGAUUGUGUUUGCAUUCGAAUGCUGCACGCGGACAAAUUUGGAACGCACAUAAUCCGGCUGCUAUGUUGGGUGCUGUAAAGGUUGUUCCCGAUUCAUUUAUGAUUGGGCUAUGUGGUGUACUGCUUCGACUGUGUAAGCCAUUGUUACGGCCAAACUUCAAGGUACGUGAUGUUGAUCCCACAUAUUUUGCGGUUACAGAAGCCGAUCGCGAUGCAAAAAGCGUCCAUAUGCAUUCGAUUCAUCAGGAAACGUGUUUAAUUCCAGCGCCCGAUGAAAAUCAGGCGCGAAAAACAGCUGAUACGUAUAAUUUUGUGACUGAAGUGUUUUACAUGACACACAAAGCAAUCGACAUGGGAUAUCGGGUGUGCAUUGAAAAAUUUUCACAAAUGAAUCGUGAAAUGGCACGACUGCAGGAUUUAUAUCGUGAUGCGGCCACACAAGGUGGAUCCGAAGUGGCACAAAAUGUCAUGGACGCACUGAAAACUCACAUGCCAAAAUAUCUGUGUCUACAAAAGACAAUCAACGAACCAACAAACGAUCAGUACCUGCUGCAAUUCUUUGAAGCAACAUCACUGUGGUUGACACGAUGCGCAUCACGAAUACCCGAUCCCGAAAAUCCAAGCAAUGAAAUCAUCGUAAAUGAUGUGAAUUUACCGAUUGAAACGCCGGCACCACAAUGUUUAUCAUCCAUUCCAGAAUUUUUGCUUGAGAAUAUUGUCGUUUAUUUGACAUUCAUACAACAUUUUGAACAGCAAACCAUCGAUACCGAUUUGGAUACACAACGAAGCAUUUUUACCGUUUUACUGUUAUUCAUGGGUGACAUGAGCCGUGCACGUAAUCCACAUUUGCGGGCACGAUUGGCCGAAGGAUUGGCAAGUUUUUUGCCAAAGAAAUGCACAUCGUUUAGUUGUAGCUCAAAGUCACAUUUGUUCACACAACAUCCGCAUCGUCUUGAAAUUGUGCCGAAUUUGCUGAGCGUUUUUGUUGGCAUUGAAAUGACGGGUCAAAGCGUACAGUUUGAAAUGAAAUUCAAUUAUCGUCGUCCAAUGUACCAGAUCAUGGAACAUCUAUGGGAACUUGAAGAACAACGGCAACGUUUCCGAGACAUGGCCUUGUUGGCACUCAAACACAUGGAAGAUGUGAAUCCACCAUUGUUCUUACGUUUCAUCAAUCUAUUGAUAAACGAUGCCAUAUUCUUGCUCGAUGAAUCGCUAUCGAACCUACAGCAAAUUCGUCAAUUACAAGUUGCCCAAGACAAUGGCGAAUGGAACAAUCUACCGGCCAACGAACGGGAGCAAAAUCGUGCCAAUUUGCAACACGUUGGUCAUAUGGCCCGGUUGUACAAUGUACUUGGUCGUGACACGAUCAACAUUUUGAAACUCCUCACAUCCGCUGUUCCCGAGAUUUUCGGACAUUUAACGAUGGUCGAUCGCGUUGCUGCGAUGUUGAAUUACUUCUUACUAAAUUUAACGGGACCCAAUCAAGGCAAUUUCAAGGUCAAAGACAAAAAGGAAUUUGAAUUUGAUCCAUCGAAAACGGUGUUGGAAAUUUGUCAAAUUUACAUCAAUUUGGACCAAUGUGCUGGUUUUCGCUUGGCCGUCGUUUCGGACGGACGCUCGUAUUCGUCAAAUCUAUUUGAAUACGCGCAAAAUGUACUUGUAAAAAUUGGUGGUGGUCAAUUGGUUGGGGAAAUAUCCGAUUUUGCGGGAAAAGUUAGCCAAAUGGAAGAGCAAGAAAAGGAGAAUCAAAAGGCACUAGAAGAUGCACCCGAUGAUUUCCUCGAUCCAAUUAUGUCGACACUUAUGACGGAUCCGGUGAUUUUGCCGAGCUCAAAGGUGACGUGCGAUCGCACAACCAUCGCUCGUCAUCUUUUGUCGGACCAAACGGAUCCAUUCAACCGCGAACCACUCACGAUGGAUCAAGUGAAAAGCGACACAGAGCUGAAGGAGAAGAUCGAUGCCUGGAUUCGUGAGCGAAAAAGUCAUAAGGCCACUAAGGAAGAAUAAAGACAUUUUUUUUCGUUUAAAAUUGAGCUUGAAGCCAACAUUGUUAAUAAAACAAUAUCAAUUUAUUAUU
Molecule: messenger RNA, 3333 nt
Organism: Contarinia nasturtii (swede midge)
Lineage: Eukaryota; Metazoa; Arthropoda; Insecta; Diptera; Cecidomyiidae
Gene: Ube4A
Product: ubiquitin conjugation factor E4 A
Exons: 5
Coding region: 216-3263 (1015 amino acids)
Biological process (GO): protein polyubiquitination
Cellular component (GO): cytoplasm; nucleus; ubiquitin ligase complex
Molecular function (GO): ubiquitin-ubiquitin ligase activity
Source: RefSeq, a predicted model, not a curated record